CCAGCAGCAAGGUUGGGACCGAGCAGAGGAGCCGAAGCUUGACCAAGUUCCUGGACCGAGUAGGGGAAGUGGACCACGCCAACGACGAAUCCAGGCAAAGAGCCAAACUCCUCCCCAGAUUGAUCCCAAGCUUUCAUAUCUGAGCUUCACCCCGGGUCAGAGGAUUGGUGACAUCAAUCUGGGCAAGCUGGCCGUCAAAGGCAAGUGGGAGAUGCUACGUGAGUUUGGUAAAAGAGGAAGUGGUCCAGGAAAGUUUGAUGGGGUUGUAGAUAUUACUGCUACUCAACCUGGUGAGAUUGCUGUGGCAGACUAUAGGAACAAACGAGUGGUCAUCUGCAGCAAUGAGGGACAACACAAGGGAACCAUUCCCCUACAACGUCCACUGGCAGUUGCAGCCAUCCACAAUCCUGAGCAACGCUUGCUUGUGUUGGAAGAUGGAAGCAAGUAUGUCAAGGUGUUCAACAUGAAGGACAACACUCUUGACUUCAAAUUCCCAACGGUAGCACCGAGUGAGGUUGAGGAGACACAAGUGAACCUAAAGAGCACAACAGUCAGGACAAACGGUAUUAUUUUAGUAGGAGACAUAGAAAGAAUGGUGUGGACUGAACACAGACCCACUGAUGGUGAGAUCCUACACACCAUACCAGUGCAGACUCCACCUCAAUUCCUGGCUGUUGAUGACGACACUGAUAGAGUUGUGGUCAGUGGAUUCCACACAAAGAAAGUGGAUAUUACCGACUGUAAAGGUUCUAUACACACCACCAUCAAACCAACUAUCAAUGGUGGGCCAGUGUGGUGUGAUGGUGUAUGCUGUGACAGCUCAGGCAUCUACCUUGCAGUGGACCAAGGUGCAGCUGGCACUGGUCAUAUUCACCACUAUGACCAAGAUGGCAGGUUUCUUGAUUGCGUGGAUCAGGGUCUGUGUUUCCCACUUGGAAUCACAUUCACAUCCAAUGGCCAGCUGGCAGUGGCUGAACACUACUUCAUCAAGAUGUAUCACAAGGUGUGAUGUCAUCCAACAUGACAUUGGCUAGCAAUCAUCAUCAUCCCAACAGCAAAUGUUGAGGAUGAAAUUGUCCAGUCAUUACAGCACCAAUCAACAUUCAUGUCCCAGUCAUAUCACAUCUCUCCUCAAAAAUCCAAACUGCCAGAUCCCUCUGAUGUGAACCAUUUUACCAUACAAAUUCUUAAAUAAACAGUGCAUCAAUUACAUUUUGUUACUAUACAAAGUCUUAUAUAAACAGUGAUUUGACUACAGCUACAUUAGAUUUGAUUGGGGGACAAUUUGUUUUAAUCUUACAUGCAUGAUGACUUGAAUCUAUUGUUUGUCUAAAUUAAAAGGUAAAUUUGAAAGGAGAGGGGAGUUUAGUGGGUGUUGAGGAGUUUGAAUGUAAUGACCCCCGCCUCCUCAACCCAACACCCCUCCCUCACCCAGUACAUGGAUUGCCAUCAAUCUAUCCAAUACUUACCAACUUUCUGUGGUGUUUAUAAAACCCCGGCUUCCUUGUGGCUUCCGCUUCAUCUCUGGCUCUAGAUUCCUAAGAAUCCUACCACAUUCAAACUCAGUGAAAAUGCACCAACCAACCAUUGGCCUUGUGUGACAAGAUUUUGUGUCUGUAAUGAAGAAAAUGGACCAAUAUAAAGUUUACAUCAGCGUACAAAAAUCAUGAAUCCCAAAGUCAAAGCCAGGGACAAAGCCAAGAUUUCAUAAACACAAUUAAGAUUCUUAAAUUGUUCCUGAUGGAAGUUGCUGUAUAUAUUCUGCUAUCUUUAUAAACAAGACUUGAGAAAUGUUUAGGAUCAUUUCGUUCUUGAGAUUUAACAUUCUUAACAUUUAUUUUGAAUAAUUAUAACUUUACAAAUGCAUUACUCAGUUCAAUUUUGUGUUAGGAUUAGUGUUCAAGAUAAUGCAUUACUCAGUUCAAAUAUGUGCAUAUUAGUGUUUAAGAUAAGCCUUUAUUCACUCAGUUAAUUUUGUGUUACUUUUUUGCAGUUUCAUGUACAGAUUUAAUUAAUAAAACGCUGCUUUACAAGUCAAUUGGCUUGUCCAAAUGUAUCCUAAAGAUGAGUGACAAAGCUCAUUCUAUUAAUGUGGUUUCAGAUCUUCAUUCACAGAAUGGAGAAUUGUGUUGACAGUGUUCAUGAGGUUUAUUUCUUGACCUCAUCAGAGGCUUUAAAUAGUACAAGCCAAAGCUGGAGACAUAGCCAAGAUUUCGAAAACUCCCUGGGAUUCUGAAAAUGGUUCCUAAUGGAAAAUCUACAUGUAAUCCAUUA
This is a messenger RNA of Patiria miniata (bat star), 2274 nucleotides long. RefSeq lists its product as uncharacterized. The transcript is spliced from 3 exons. Gene Ontology annotation, biological process: negative regulation of translation; proteasome-mediated ubiquitin-dependent protein catabolic process; protein polyubiquitination. Gene Ontology annotation, molecular function: ubiquitin protein ligase activity; protein binding; translation repressor activity. The coding region runs from base 212 to 1009 and encodes 265 amino acids. Lineage: Eukaryota; Metazoa; Echinodermata; Asteroidea; Valvatida; Asterinidae. The record is from RefSeq and is a predicted model, not a curated record.